This is a messenger RNA of Zophobas morio, 746 nucleotides long. RefSeq names its product 2-oxoglutarate dehydrogenase complex component E1-like. Gene Ontology annotation, biological process: tricarboxylic acid cycle. The transcript is spliced from 4 exons. Lineage: Eukaryota; Metazoa; Arthropoda; Insecta; Coleoptera; Tenebrionidae. Gene Ontology annotation, cellular component: mitochondrion; oxoglutarate dehydrogenase complex. The record is from RefSeq and is a predicted model, not a curated record. Bases 1 to 447 code for a protein of 148 amino acids. Gene Ontology annotation, molecular function: thiamine pyrophosphate binding; oxoglutarate dehydrogenase (succinyl-transferring) activity.
AUGAUCUUGGCAGCAGCGUUAAAUAAAAUACCUCUGUUCCAGAGGAUCAUCCCGGAUUCGAGCGUGGCCAGCCAGAGUCCGCAGAACGUGAAGAAGGUGAUUUUCUGCUCGGGGAAGGUUUACUAUGAUCUGAAGAAAGCGAGGGAGGAUAGGAAGUUGGAGAACGAUAUUGCGAUCACGCGUGUCGAACAGAUUUCUCCAUUCCCGUACGACUUGAUCAAGAGCGAGUGUGCCAAGUACCCCAACGCGCAGCUCUCGUGGGCCCAAGAAGAGCACAAGAACCAAGGUCCUUGGUUUUACGUCCAGCCCAGAUUCGAGACGGCUCUGACCGGCUCCCGAGACGUCGUCUACGUUGGCAGACCCACCGCCGCCAGCCCCGCCACCGGCAGCAAGGCUCAGCACCUCAAAGAGCUCUCCCAUCUGUUGGACGAUGCGAUGGCAUUGUAAAUUUCGAAAACGGUCAAGAGAGAAUAUUUAUUCUAGUGUCAGUUAAUUUAUUUUAGGUUGGUAUAGAUUUUAAAGGCACUGAAUAAUUUUUAAAUUAAAUGUAAUUAUGUAAAUAGUUUACCGCACCAUUAUUGUAUUGUAAAUUGUUGCGUGUUACCUCUGUUGCUGAAACUAUUGAAAUCUUAUCUAGUAUUAAUAUACUCAACCGGAUGGAACGGGGGUGGUGUAAGAGUAUUUUAAAACUGUUAUUUAUUUAUUGUAAGGAUGGACUAUUUUUGAAUGACACUAUUGCUUAAGUG